Molecule: messenger RNA, 189 nt
Organism: Fonsecaea erecta
Lineage: Eukaryota; Fungi; Ascomycota; Eurotiomycetes; Chaetothyriales; Herpotrichiellaceae
Exons: 2
Coding region: 1-189 (62 amino acids)
Biological process (GO): mitochondrial respiratory chain complex I assembly
Cellular component (GO): mitochondrion
Source: RefSeq, a predicted model, not a curated record
AUGCCCACCCUGUCCGGCCGCACCAGGCCGAUCGAGAAGUUCGCCGCCGCGGCCGCCAAGUGCUCCGUCGAGGCGUCGGCGUACGGCAAAUGCAUCGUCGCCGACUACCAGUCGACGUACCACGACAUGUGCGCCAAGGAGUUUCUGCGCCUGAAAGAUUGUUACCUGAGACACGCAAAGAAGUCGUGA